Amoebophrya sp. A25 is the source of this 3372-nucleotide messenger RNA. NCBI's taxonomy places the organism in Eukaryota, Dinophyceae, Syndiniales, Amoebophryaceae. The record is from the annotation of a GenBank genome assembly.
GUGCGACACCUGCAAAACAUGAUGGCACCCCUGGGGGAAGAAAUCAUGAUAUUACGGGAACAAUUAUGUCGAUGUCCAAACUGGCCACCGCGACAACCCCGAUUGGCGUCGAGACGAAUGUAGUUGCUAGUACAAAUAUUUCACGAGAAGGCGACGGCUUUGGCGAUUUCACUGCCAUGGGCCCUUCGUCUUCUAGCCUACCAUCCGUUAACGCUACUUCUGCUGCUCAGUCAAGAAUGUUUGAAGAUAGCGCCAGUUCGUCAGGACCAGAAGGUAAACAACCUACCUCAUCUAGCUUCCACAUGAACAUGAUGAACUCUCCAACAGGAGGAGGCCUUGAUCAAACUAGUACUGCAUUUCAAACAGCUUCGACUGGAGGAGGUGAUGUGGACCUAUUCGGGGAUAUGAACACAGGACCAGGAGCUGGAGUUCAAACUCUGGCAACAUCAAAGCAACCUGUGCAGACUACAGGAGUUGUUGUAGAGAGUGCUUUUACAGCAGAAGAUGACGAUGGCUUUGGGGAUUUUUCUGGUGGUGGUGCUGCAACAUCAGCUUUUAGCACUUCAUCCGGAACAGUCGGCUUUUCAAGUACCGCAGCUGCAGGCCUGAUGAAUGCAGGGUCCUCAGAAGCGUUUCCUGCGACGCUGAAUGACGAAGACGACGGCUGGGGGAGCUUCGGAGCAACAAAUGGAUUCGCAGAAACGUCAAACGACGGGCUCGGAACCGGUGUAGCAACCUCAAAUUUUCAGACAGGAGCCUCCUUCCCCGAUCAAAAUGUAGGAAAAAUGAUUGCCUCCGCGGGGUUCGAACAUCCAAAUGCUACCCCCGGACCGCCUGCCACUGAUUUCGGCACACCUGCUGCACCAUGUGGCAAUAAAUUCAGUGCCCUGGACUCACUCAUGGACGGCUUGGCGUCCUCAACGCUAAAAUCAGACGCAAAAAAAACAUCUCCCAGCAGCUCUAGUCCUGCUCCACUAGGAGCAGUAGUCGUUUCACCCCAGAAAUCUUCACCGCAAGUAGAUGCCACAACUACUUUUCAACCUCCUCAAGGUGGUCCUUCAGCUACAGGCACCAUUGAGGAGCCAGCCCUUCUCAUGGGAGAGCCAGCAGUUCCGAAGGUAGAGAAAACAUCCACCCUCCUCGGACAGAUGCUGAAUGUGAAGACGCACAGCAGUAUGGAGGAUCGCGUUGCAGACUUGUUGCAGGAUCUCGCUGCCGCCAAGAAAUUUGAGCCAAAUCUGCGCUUCGCAGAAGAACUAAGAGCGAUUCUUGCGCAACAUGCAGACAAGUCGUCUGAUCUUUUGUCUUUAAGGAUAUUUUGAUUCUCGUGUAAUUCUGCUUUUACUUUUAUGUAGGUGUAGGUACUAGUACUACAUACUAGUGCGUAAGAAAAUAGAAGUAUCCCUAUCAAUAUGUCAACGCUUUUCUUGAGAAAUCGAACAAAUGCAGGCAUCAAAACUGACUCGUCUAGAGCCGAGCGCCAGGAUGUUGCAAAUUUCUUGUAUGUUUUGGUAGAACUAGGAGAAGAAAGAUAGGUUAGGUUAUCAUGUUGGAUCCUCCUGCACAUCUAUCUCUCCUAUGUCGUGAGAUUUAGUUCUAUCUCUAAUAUGUCAAAAUGCGCUGUUGGCUGUGGCCCCGUUGUGCGAUCGGUAUGAGAAGGUCGUGGAGGAGGGCCCAUCGUCUAUGGUGGAUGGAGAAGAGGAGGACUGCGAGGCCAUUCGUGCGAGCCUGCCUAAGUCCUAUCGCGCGGGCUUUGACGUCGCUUUUCCGAAAGAUGAAACCGCGCGAAGCGCUUCUUCAAGUCUGCAACGGCAGCUUAGCGAUAUGAUAUCCCCAGAAUCAGUGCUGAGAAAACAGCUGCUUGCAGAAGGAGGGAAGCACAUCGAGGAGUUGAUAGAAACGAGGCUGCGUCCUGCUAUGAUACGGCAAAGGGCGGCCUUGACGUGGAAACGCUGCGCGGCUGUCCUACCAGCGGGGCCCCCCGAUCGUCAGCGAGUCGAAAAAGCUUUGCAAAGCAUGGCAACUUUACUGGAAACGCGCGUGUUGCCCUCUCUGGAGAACCAAGAAGAACUUCGGCGCGUCCUACACGCUAUGGAGUCUCGAGCUUCAGGUACUUAUACUAGCUCAUCAUACCUUCAGGUACUUAUACUGGUCCACAUUGACGGUGACGGUAUUUGGCAGUCUUAAAGCGUUAUUUUAGCAAAACAGACAGCUGAAAGCUUCACAACAAUCCCAACAAGAUCGUUAUAAAUCAAUGCCUUACACUCUUUGGCUUUAAAGUUAUUUUAGCAAAACGUUAAAAGUUGAUUCCUAAGGAGUCAAUUUUUAACGUUUUGCUAAAAUAACGUUUUAAGACUGCCAAAUACCGUCACCGUCACGGUGGACGAUUUAACUAUUUAGUUCUUGCAACAACUCUUACUUCGCUUAAUUAUCUUUGACAAGCUCAAGCUGAAAUUAUGUGAAAAUGAAAUUGAUUUUUUAUAAUUUCGCCAAUUUUCUAUAAAUUGCUCUUGUUUACAACAGGCACCAGUGCGGGCAAGAAUGUGGACCCGACGCAUCGUUUGCAAGUGGCGCGCGUGGCUUCGUUCCUUCGAGGUGUUCUAGAGUUUCCAAGAUUAGUGUGGCGUUUGCAGUUCUUUGAACGAGUGCAGAAAAAGCGAAUUCGAGACUCCUUGGCGAGACUUGCAGCUUUCUUGGCGCAGGAGGCUGAGACGGUUGAUCGCUUUUUAGACUUCGCUGCAACGCAAAUGAUUUGUAGUGGAGCAGGAGGGCUCCCCGCUCACAGUGGUCAUCAAGGAACUCGGAGUCACGAGGCACUUACGAUACUGAAAGAAGCGUUGAUGCUGGGACGUGAAAACAUUGAUCAACAUGAGCCGGAGGACGAUUUGCCGUGGAUAAGGAAGAUGGCGAGAGCAUCAAAAGAGCUGGAAACUUGUUUGUUCGAGCUGACUUCGGGUUCAGCCCAGGUUUGUCACGUGAGCGGCUUGGCUUGCGAGGUGGGCCUAUUCGGAGAGACGAACCCGGCAAAGACCGCAGUAGUUGCGGAGUCUCAGCUUUCCUAUGUUCAGUGUCUCAAUGCCUGCAAGAUGGCGGAGAAAGGCCAAGACGCCAUUCAGGUUUUCUAACGGGAUAAAGCAUCACGACCGCGGCUGUAGUUGCUUCUUGAUGAGGCUUUGAUUUUCUAAAGAAGUUCUUAACCCUAAGUUCUUCAAGACUUUUUCAGCUCGUCAGCAUCCCCACGCGUACUAUGUUGGUGACGAACUAAAAGAACGGUCGUGGCGCGGUAACUCUACUGUCAUUUGUCUAAGUAGUAGAUUUGCUGUGAGGGAAUUGAAAAUACCCUCAUGGAUCUGUAUCUUUUUCGCAGGUGCC